Molecule: messenger RNA, 930 nt
Organism: Fusarium falciforme
Lineage: Eukaryota; Fungi; Ascomycota; Sordariomycetes; Hypocreales; Nectriaceae
Product: Hydroxyacylglutathione hydrolase
Exons: 11
Coding region: 58-930 (290 amino acids)
Molecular function (GO): hydroxyacylglutathione hydrolase activity
Source: RefSeq, a predicted model, not a curated record
UUCGGCAUCGUCCUCUUACACUGCAACCUUGACUCUUUCCUCUGCAUUUACACACCUAUGUAUAGACUCGCGGCCAGACGACCGUUUCUCAACAAGAAAUUUGGAAUCAUCUCAACAGCGCUUGCUGCAUCCCGCGCCAUGCAUAUCCAGUCGAUUCCUAUGUGGGAGGGGAGCCACAACAAUUACGCCUACUUGGUAGUCGAUGACAAAUCCAAGGAUGCUGUGAUUAUCGACCCUGCCAACCCCCCGGAAGUUGCCCCGGUUCUGAAGGAUGCUAUUCAGGCGGGCAAGAUUAACCUGACGGCCAUUGUCAACACUCAUCACCAUUGGGACCAUGCGGGAGGUAACAAGAAGCUGCUCGCUGAACUUGGAACUCCCAAGCUGGACAUUAUCGGAGGCAAGGACUGUGAGGGUGUCACCAAGACGCCUGGUCAUGGCGAGACCUUUAAGCUGGGUGACAUCACCGUGAAGGGUGUUCACACGCCCUGCCACACCCAGGACAGCAUUUGCUUCUUCAUGGAGGAUGGCAAUGACAAGGCUGUUUUCACAGGAGAUACUCUCUUUAUCGGCGGUUGUGGAAGAUUCUUCGAAGGCUCUGCAGCGGAAAUGCACGAGGCUUUGAACAAGCGCCUCGCCGCUCUGCCGGACGACACCUUGGUCUAUCCUGGUCACGAGUACACAAAGUCCAACGUCAAGUUUGCUGCUUCUGUAUCGCAGCGAGAUGCGGUGCAGAAGCUCCACUCGUAUGCCGAGAACAACAAGGUGACAACCGGAAAAUUUACCAUUGGAGAUGAGAAGGAGCAUAAUGUGUUUAUGAGAGUCGAGGAUCCCGAAAUCCAGAAGGCGACGGGCGAGACUGAGCCCGUGGCUGUCAUGACAAAGUUGCGAGAGAUGAAGAACAACUUUAAGGCUCCCGAGUCAAAGAUGUAG